AUGGCCGGAAACGACUCUAUUAUCACAAAACUCGAUGAGCUACUUUCUCAGCUUAUUACUGACUGGAACAUUUACACAACUUGCCUUGCUACUCUUCUGAUUACUUACAUAAUUUUCAUUGCCUUCUGUUCAAAAGAACCUGACGCACACCCUUUUCUAGUCUCGCGACAAGCUACAGAAGCUCCUGUAAGACAACCAGGAGAAUCCGCAAUCCUUCGAGCUCUGGAUGUGCCUCAUGGCUACCCCCUCAAAGCUGGUCUCGGUGUGAAAGACCCAGGAGCGCCAGUGUGGUCGCAUGGAAGAAAUGGCGAUUUGCGGGAUAUCUGGAGAAGUGCUGUCAAAGGGUCUCUGAACAAGGACGGCACACCAUCUGGAAAGCGUGGGAAAAUAUUCACAGUUCUUGGGAAGAGUAUCAAAGAGCAUGAUUUGGAUUCUGUUUCCAAAGAAAUAAAUGUUAUUGGCAAAUAUAUCCGUGCUUCAAAUGCUCGAAAUGUCGCUAUCUGCCUAUGUGACUCUGUGGAGCUGCUCUCUACUAUAUUUGCUGGCUCCUUUUAUGGAAUAAAUAUUAUCCUGAUUCCUCAUAAUCUUCCCGCAGAUAAGCUUGCAAUAUACCUUCAGCAAAGCAAGGCAGAAUUCCUCGUUGCCGAAGCGGGCGCUGUGGACAUCGAUGUCUUAUACAAAGCCUGUAAAUCAUUGGAGAAUGUGAUUUUGGUUACUAAAGCAGGUAACCAGCAUCUUGACUGGAACCAGGCUCCUAAUGAGUUCAACAAUACAUUGAGGGUUGCGGUUUGGAAGGAUUUAGUGAAACAGCACGAGUCAAUCGGCUCCGAAUUACCGUCAUCGGAUUUUAUCACCACAAUGCCAUCAAUAUCUACCCUCUGGACCACCCCUACUGGGUUUGGAGUCUUUGUUGAAUAUACAACUGCGAACUUGAUAUCUGCUGUUGCGACACUUGGGAGUUCGUUUCCUCGAAACGAACGGCUGACGGAUGCCGAUCUUCUUCUCACAAUUGACUCUCUGUCGCAUACGUAUUCGCUUUGUCUUACUCUUGCGGCUCUUUACGCCAAUUCCUCUAUUGCCCUUAACUCUGUAGCUGGCGAAGUUGUCGAUCUAGCACUUGCCACAGCCGGUGUUUCGCCCACAAUAUUGGUUGCAUCUUCACACACCAUAUCUGAUUAUCAUGCGCAGCGUAUGGGUCCGACCAUGGGACCCGUCGCCAACCUGGGGAGAUAUUUCAAGACUCGUAUUCUGGAUUCUGGCGUUAUGACAACUCGUGAUUGGCUUUGGCAACUAUCAAGCACUGCUCCUACUGCCGAGCUCUCUCUCAACAGGCUUCGAAUGUUAUUCAUCUCUCAUCGAGCGGAUGGGGACAAAAAUAACCAGCUUACCUCCGACCAGUUGACAGACUUAAGAAUUUUUACUGGAGCCCGAGUAGUUUAUGCACUUACAGCUCAGAAUAUUGCUGGUGCUGUGUGCCAAACACUUGCAUAUGAUUACAGAAGACAUUCUGGAUAUAGCCAUUUCGGACCCCCUGUAAAUAGUGUUGAGCUCAAACUAAUAGGGUAUAAAGAACAGGGCAAUAGCGAAAGAGCGACAGAAGGCGAAAUUCAUGUUUCUGGCCCUGCUGUUGCUGGUGGGCAGCACUCGACAGGCAUCCAGGCUCAGAUUCGAAGUGACAACACACUUGCACUGCUGGCCUGA
This is a messenger RNA of Ophidiomyces ophidiicola, 1701 nucleotides long. RefSeq lists its product as uncharacterized. The record is from RefSeq and is a predicted model, not a curated record. NCBI's taxonomy places the organism in Eukaryota, Fungi, Ascomycota, Eurotiomycetes, Onygenales, Onygenaceae. The transcript is spliced from 4 exons. Gene Ontology annotation, molecular function: long-chain fatty acid-CoA ligase activity. Bases 1 to 1701 code for a protein of 566 amino acids. Gene Ontology annotation, cellular component: endoplasmic reticulum; membrane.